UGAACUACUGUAUUAAUGUUGAUGAGCAAGUCAAGCGUGACCAGUUCGGGACACAUGCCAUAAUCACUGCCAGAAGUGGGCGUCAACGAACAAGCACGAAAUGACCUGUGCUGAGCAUGACUCUGUAGGCAGACUUCGGAAGGGGUCAAGGACAUAAUGUGGAGUUGACGUACAUGCCGGCUGUGUUUGUUCUCAGGACGAAGGACUGCCGAGCACCAGUGAGUAGAUGACAAUUCCAGACAGUAAAUCUUCAGCGUGAGUUUUGCAGUUGUUGGAAUUUAAGACGUGCAAUUGUCGAAGUGUCGCAGAAGCAGCAGCAUUGCUGGGUGCUUCUUAACUCACUCACUGUGUGUGGAUUCCAACCACAGUCAAGAAGUUGGUUAGCUGCAGGAAGCAUGUAUGUCUUCAACUGUUCAACGAUGUAUGUUCUAGACUUCUAAGACUUGCUUCAAGUGCAGCAGCUUUUUCUUUCUUUCUGUUUCUCUCCGUCUUUCCUCGGAAACGAGUUUAUAGCCCUUAAUUCUUCACAUAAUGAAACCGAAUAGGAUCUAAAUUGGUAUGGGUUUGAUGCGUAUUGGUCAGCCGCAGGGGUGGUAGUGCUUCAAGCUAAUGGCCAUUCUCACACUUGUACCUUUUCACAGAAUCUGGUCGCAACUGCGGUCUGAUACGUUCAAGGAAGUCUGAGCGUCCUGGGAACAGGCCCGGCACUUUGCUAAUCACACGCUGUAAAUCUCCAUGAAGCAGAAACAAGGAGGUUUUCCAAACACAGAAAUGUUCAUUUGUGAGAGAUAUGUCAAGACCUUCGGUAUAGGUCAGCGUGCAGAUUAGUGUGUGGAUGUAAAGACACCUUUGCUGUCAUCUGUUUGGCGAGCACGCUCACACAAUGACAGAGUAUGUUUACACAUACAAAGUAUCUUCAGGCAAGGGAGGUGGAGAAAGAGAGGUAGAGAGGUAGAAAGAAUAAGGGGAGGCGUGAGGAAGGUAGAGCAGCAGGUGGGGAGGGAGAGAGAGAGAGAGAGAGAGAGAGAGAGAGAGAGAGAGAGAGAGAGAGAGAGAGAGAGAGAGAGAGAGAGAGAGAGAGAGAGAGAAGGCACUUCUAGUAAACAGGCCAUCAUGGCAACGCUUACGCAGGCUGUGGGUUCGUUGUUGAGACAACCCGGGCAGACUGCUUGUUGUUCUCUGCACCAAAGAUGUCACGGACCACGUUCAUGUAGGGUCCGUUUGACUGGAUUAUGUGUUGGAAAGAUUGCAUGGAUCAGUAUACACAGUGUUGCAUCCUCUGGGAGCAGUGCACAGCACCCACGCAGAAGUUCGUCUUUCACUAAGGAGUCUCUGUGUAGAACUGCACCGGCCAAACGCUCAACUGGUGCACAGGCCAGGAGACCUCUGGCUCCUUUGGUCACUCUCCUUACCACUGUGUGUACACGAUUGAUUGCGGAUGUAGAUUGCCUUAAAAAUAUGGGGCUCUCUCUCGAGUCCUCGCCCUCUCUGAAGUCUUCUCUCUCUGUAUUCUCGGGGACAAUGACCGGUGUUGGCAGUGAUUGCCAUUCGUCAGUGGGACUCAUGAAUAUCGUCUCUCUCCUCUUGUCGGCUACGGUGGAUUUCUUGUCUAUGCUGAAAUUGAAAUAUCCCUUUUGGUCAGUCGUUGCGGGUCCAUCCCCAGAGCGCAUACUUUGUGCUGUGAGUGCUAGUACGAGGCAGGUCCUGUACAUGGAUAGUGAGAGUUCAGAAACAGCAGGUGUAGGGAUGGGUAGCAAUCGGGCGGCUGGGCUGCAGAACAUGGGAGCGGAGGAGGGUACCGGUGAUUGGAAACCAGGAUUGCCUGAUGGGCAGAAAGGGGAGGAGGAAGAAGAUUGGUUCUUAGCGAACAGUGGAUUGGUGCGGUCUAUGCCAUUGGUAGUGGGAGGAGUAGGUGGUUGCCUAGUGGUAUUGAACAGAGUGCUCUCCGGAGUUGCUCCAGUAGCCGAUGCGAGCAGUGGUCAGUCUCGUGCGGAUGUUCUGUCACUGGCGCUCUCAGCAACUCUCUUGUUGACUGGUCUUAUGUGGAAGAGCGUACAGCCAAAACCGCCCGUGACGGUGCGGCUCCAAGGAGUCGAGUGUCUCCGGAUGAAUCCUGUUCUGCCUGCUAGGGCUUACGAGGAGCUGUCAUGGGCAUGGCAACUAGUGCAGAAAUCAAUGAGGUGUGGAGGUAUGGUGGUCAUUUACGGCGGACAAUGCAUGAUGCAAGCUGGUACCGCAAGGCAGUCUGAGUCUGGAAGCGGCGAGGCGCAGGUUGUUGAUGUCCCUGCUCUAGUAAACAAACCUAUUUGCGGGGGGGUUCUGCAGUCUGGGAAGGCGAACUACUUUGGGAAUUUGCCGCUUUUCCCUGGCCGUGUUGAGUUUGACUUUCUGCCUUCUAAUACUCAGGCUGUUGUAGUUCAUCCCUUAGGCGAAGAAGGGCUUCUUAUCUUGGCGAGCGAUACUGUAAGAGGAUUUCGACCGAUUGACCAGGCUUGGAUUGCCACAAUUAGUGAGAAGAUCGACUCCACACUUCAGGACGUGCAGGAAUUGCAGAUUUCUGCUCCCAAACCUUCCCAAUAAGGAUCACUAGGUCAACCUAUUACAUCUGUGUGUGUGUGUGUGUGUGUGUGUGUGUGUGUGUGUGUGUGUUUGUGUGUGUGUGUGUAUGUGUCUCUUCUUGUGUGUGUGCAGAAUGUGUGUGAAAUGUGUGUGCACGUGUCUAUGCUUGUGUGUGUGCAGAGACACUUUGCUUGUGUGUGCGUGCAACAUACAGAGCACUUGGUCAACGUCUGGGAGCUUAUCUUUAGCAGUGUGUGUAUGUGUCUAUGCUUGUGUGUGUGCACAGACUGCGUGUGAAUGUGUCUGUGCUUGUGUGUGUGCAGACACUAUGCUUGUGUGUGCGUGAUACAUACAGAGCACUUGGUCAACGUCCGGGAGCUUAUCUUUAGCAGUGAAAGUAAUAAGUAUUGAGCACUACUGGUGGAAGCAGAAAUUCACCUCAUAGCUUUUCUGUCCCCAUCUGCUUGGGUCAUGUGUUGAAAUUCCGAGUUCCGUCUAUUUAUCCUUGUCCGCUAUCUACAUCCCAAUGCCUCAAUGUAACUCUAGUCCCUCAUGUCACCACCUGUGAUGUAAGAUGGCCGGCACCAGCGCCGCAAACGUCUUUCACAAUGAAUAAGAUCCAGUUUG
Molecule: messenger RNA, 3186 nt
Organism: Chara braunii
Lineage: Eukaryota; Viridiplantae; Streptophyta; Charophyceae; Charales; Characeae
Source: the annotation of a GenBank genome assembly